Messenger RNA from Rotaria sordida, 285 nucleotides. Lineage: Eukaryota; Metazoa; Rotifera; Eurotatoria; Philodinida; Philodinidae. The record is from the annotation of a GenBank genome assembly.
AUGCAUGCAAUUUCUCGAAAUUUCUUAAGUUCAACAUUACAAAGUUUACAAAACCCUUACUAUUUAGUACCAGUUCUUUGGCGUAGUUUAUAUUUACGUUUUUACGAAAAUCAAAGACCUCAACAUGAAGCUUGGGAUGAAUAUUUAAUUAUUAAAGAAAAAGAAAUACAACUUCGUUCAUAUGUCAAUAAAUUAAGACAAGAAUUACUUGAACUUGAACGAAAAUGUACGGAAAAAAAUAGCAAUAUGAUUAAGAUAGAAAAAGAUACAGUCACAACAACUUAA